CGCGUUAUAAUUCAAUAUGGCGGACACUGUGCAGGUCUGGAACUCUGAAUUUAGCUGGUAAAGUUUGAAAUGGCAGGAUUUGGCUGUUAGCAAUCAAUAAAAUGAUAGCUUUGGAAGAUGUAACAAAGAAUUUGCCGUCUCUACAGUUCGAUUCAGCUCUUCCAGAUGACGAGAGGAGAGCUUUAAUUCAACUUCGUACAAAGAGUUUGGUAUCGAUUUCUACAGCAUGUGCACAAUCGAUUUAUUUUGUGUCUAUACUAAAUAAAGUCAAUGAAGUGAUUUUGAAAAAAACAAGGUCUCUAAAUAACAACAGUUGCAUAACGUCUGUCUUCAGUGGUUUGAAGAUUGGCAUUAUUGGUUGUGGUAGACUUGGGAGGGAGUUAGCAUCGGUUCUUCUGAAUCUAGGUGUUGUUAAGGCAAGCCAUUUAUACAUUUCUACAAGAUGUCCUGAAAAUUUGGAGGAAUUUCAAGACAAAGGCACUUUCUGUUGCUUCGAUAAUUCCUUGGUUGGUCGAACUGUCGAUAUUCUCUUCUUAUGUUGUCUGCCAUCGCAAUUCACUACAGUUUCCAAGGAUUUGCGUAGUAAUCUUAAUGGCGUGGUGUUCUCCUUUGUGUCUGGAUUACCUCUGGCAAGAAUAAGUCAGUUGCUGGACUACCAAAAUAUCAUCAGCCCAACUCUUACAUUCAAGUCAAAUAUUGCUGAGAUAUUCGAAGAUUCAAAUCCAUGGAAAUUCGGCAUAGAUAUAAUGGAGAUCCUGGCAGAUCAAAACUGUAUCAUUCAUACUUCCCCUUCAUACACUGGUGAAGAUGCUUUGCUUGAAAUGGAUGUGAACCUGUUGGAAAAUAUUAUCUUUGCUGUGUUGAAUGAGUGUACCAGACAUGGUAUUGGGUGUCAAGAAGCAGUGAGGUUGUGUAAUUCAAUCCUAUUUGCUCUCACACCAGAGCAUCCAUCCUAUUUUGUUUUAAAUGAUAUUUUGAGAGUGAAGGACAGUAAAGAGAACACUGGAACUAAAGAUAUGACAGAUUUUUUACCGAUUUUUGAUCUGGUAAAAAUGAAAUCAGAGGAAACGUCUGUAUUGCCAUUGGGAAAGAGAAUCGUUGAAGAUGAAUCAUUAAGAACCGCAUUUGCUGACGUUUAUCAAAACGUUUUUCAGAAGUGCGUUUCAGUUUAGUUUCUUAUGAUAUAAAGUUCUUUCCUGUG
Molecule: messenger RNA, 1201 nt
Organism: Dendronephthya gigantea
Lineage: Eukaryota; Metazoa; Cnidaria; Anthozoa; Malacalcyonacea; Nephtheidae
Product: NADP-dependent oxidoreductase domain-containing protein 1-like
Exons: 12
Coding region: 102-1172 (356 amino acids)
Biological process (GO): L-proline biosynthetic process
Molecular function (GO): pyrroline-5-carboxylate reductase activity
Source: RefSeq, a predicted model, not a curated record